AUGUCCGCUGGGUCUAGAGGGCCGGACCCUCUGCGACGCCCGUGCGACCGCUGCCGCCAACGCAAGUCGCGAUGUGUGCGAGAGCCGGAAAAAGACAAUUGCAUGUUUUGUAAUCUGAAUAAUCUUGAAUGUACCUUUCUUCAUGGCCCCCGCGCGCGAAAACCGACAGUCAGAGAAUCACCUCCAAACCGAACGGGGGAAACAAAACUUCAAGAUCCCCAUGGCUCUCCCACAUUAUCGACGGCCUCCACCAUCGACCAGGUCCCGUUCGACCAGGCCAAUUCAUUACUGGAUGGCACGCUUGGCCUAGAACUGCAUCUGCAUUCCGAAUAUACGGGACCUGCAAGCUACCAUGAGCCUGCACUUCUGGACCUGAGGCCUCCUUUUUGCUCCGCUGUGGGCCACGGCAAAUGCUUUCCUCGGAGAGUCGAUCAAUGCACCGCAUUCAUCACGUACCCGGAUGAGGACUCGGCCUCCGAGAUGCAGCGCAUCGCUGAUCUAGAUCGUAUCGAAGAAUCUAUUCGUCCCUUAGGCCCAACCCUGGUGAAUCUUUACUUUCGAAUCAUGCACCGCACCUUUCCAAUCUUGGACAAGGGCGUGUUCCUAGAGAAAUAUGCCCGAUCAUACCGCAAUUUUUCCCCACCGCUCCUUGCUGCUGUAUAUCUAGUCGCCUUGGACUGGAGGCUUUUCGACAGAAAUUUAGUGACUGCCCCUCAACUGCCCGAUGCGGUCGUCCUGGAGAAUCUGGCCAUCCGCGCCAUGGACGAUGAUCUGAAGCGACCCAAGCUCUCCACAUUACAGGCCGGCUUGCUAUUAUUACAGCGAAUGAGAUCUGCCCAUAACACGUUUCCGGCCCAACUCCUGGCUCUGGGACAAACCUUAGGCAUUCAUGUUGACUGCAGUGACUGGGAGAUCCCGGAGUGGGAGAAAGGCCUACGAAGGCGACUCGCCUGGGCGCUCUACAUGCAGGAUAAAUGGGGUGUUCUCGUCCACGGCCGGCCCUCCAUGAUCCCGGCCCAGGUGGAUGUCGAUGACGGUACAAGCGACUGGACAGUGAGCCCAUGUAAACUGAAGGAUUUUCCAGAAACCGCGGCCGGGGAGGAGAACGGGGAAGGGAGCGUGGACGGUCCAACGGCGCGGGCUGCAUUUCUGCAGUCCAUUGAACUGACCAAAAUCUUCAGUCGUAUUGUGUCGACCUUCUGCUCCACAAGCGCGACCAGAGCCGGUGGGUUGCUAAGUCGGAUAGGAGCCUCAGGAGCUCUCGACCUAGCGAAACCUUUGGCGCUGGAGUUACGCGAAUGGCAUGCUGCUUUGCCGGCAAGCCUCCAGCUAGAGUCCACACCAUCAUUACGAUUGUCGACCAAUGGGGCCCUGCAUUUAUCAUAUAUGGCCGCACAUUUAAUCAUUCACCGUGCGUUACUUCGUGCUCUCAUCCCGAAGACUACGCCUUCUCUACGUUCAACGAUCCGGGCAGCCGCUCAUGCCCGCCUUCUAUCAGCCAUGGCUUUGAUCGGGUCAUUUCAGCCUGAACAUUUUCAAUCAUUUUGGGGAUUUGCAGCGGCAGCCCAGGUGGCUUUGGUCGGCACAUUUGCCGGACUGCUGUGGGCGACCAGCGCCGAAGUGAAUGAGGCAGCGGUGUAUGUAGAGCAACUCGAAAAGCUCCGCUGGAUCCUGCAGGUGCGGGCCUCCGCAGCUCCAUUUGCUCGCGAAGGACUUCGAAUGCUCGAUGAAGAGGUCGGCGACCUAGCCGCAAUCAAGGCAGCCACAUUCCGCGACAUGUAA
Messenger RNA from Penicillium canariense, 1782 nucleotides. RefSeq lists its product as uncharacterized. The transcript has 2 exons. Gene Ontology annotation, biological process: DNA-templated transcription. The record is from RefSeq and is a predicted model, not a curated record. Gene Ontology annotation, molecular function: DNA-binding transcription factor activity, RNA polymerase II-specific; zinc ion binding; DNA binding. Lineage: Eukaryota; Fungi; Ascomycota; Eurotiomycetes; Eurotiales; Aspergillaceae. The coding region runs from base 1 to 1782 and encodes 593 amino acids. Gene Ontology annotation, cellular component: nucleus.